AUGACGAAGAAUAAUGGAGAGACUUUAACAGAAAAUGUUGCUCUUAUUAAUAAUGCUAUAGCUCACUUAUUUGAUGAAAUUCGUUAUGAAUUAAAUGGUAUCGAGAUUGAUAGAUGCAAAUAUGUCGGUCAUACUUCAACAAUAAAAAACUUGCUUUCCCUAACUCCUUCUCAACUUAUGCGUGUUGGAAAUGCAGGUGUCUUUGAAUAUUCUGCUUUGGAUUUAAAAAUGAAUAUAGAAAAUGGUUAUUUUAAUGUGACAAUUUCACUCAGUAUGAUUUUCGGUUUUGCAGAAGAUUAUAAGAAAAUUGUUGUAAAUGCUAAACAUGAACUCAUUUUGAUAAGAUCAAGAAGUGAUUUAAAUGCUGUUAUUCAAACAGGAAAUCUUGACAAUAAUGAAGAAUUUAAAAUCACAAUUAAUAAAAUUGAAUGGUUAGUACCAUAUAUUUUACCAUCUGACGGUAAUAAAAUUAAAUUAUUAAAAUUUAUUGAGAAGGAUCCAUUAAUUUCUAUGAGUUUCCGAUCGUGGGAAAUGUAUGAGUAUCCUUUAACAAGCUUAACAAGCUUGUAA
This is a messenger RNA of Leptopilina heterotoma, 570 nucleotides long. RefSeq lists its product as uncharacterized. The transcript has a single exon. The record is from RefSeq and is a predicted model, not a curated record. Lineage: Eukaryota; Metazoa; Arthropoda; Insecta; Hymenoptera; Figitidae. Bases 1 to 570 code for a protein of 189 amino acids.